This is a messenger RNA of Gavialis gangeticus (Gharial), 3873 nucleotides long. RefSeq names its product patatin like phospholipase domain containing 2 (gene PNPLA2). The transcript is spliced from 9 exons. The record is from RefSeq and is a predicted model, not a curated record. Gene Ontology annotation, biological process: lipid homeostasis; positive regulation of triglyceride catabolic process; triglyceride catabolic process. Gene Ontology annotation, cellular component: cytoplasm; membrane; lipid droplet. Lineage: Eukaryota; Metazoa; Chordata; Crocodylia; Gavialidae. Gene Ontology annotation, molecular function: triacylglycerol lipase activity. The coding region runs from base 52 to 1503 and encodes 483 amino acids.
UGUCCCCUCCCGCCGCCAACAGCGCUACUGCCCCCGCCCCGCCCCGCCGAGAUGUUCCCCCCGGACUCGAGCUGGAAUAUCUCUUUCGCGGGCUGCGGCUUCCUGGGGGUUUAUCACAUCGGCGUGGCCAGCUGCCUCCAGGAGCGGGCCCCCUUUCUGGUGGCCAAUGCCAAGACCAUCUAUGGAGCCUCGGCUGGAGCCCUCACGGCCACAGCACUGGUUGCCGGAGCCUGCCUGGGUGAAGCUGGUGCAGAUAUCAUUCGUGUCUCAAAAGAAGCUCGGAAGAGGUUCCUGGGCCCGCUACAUCCCUCCUUCAAUUUGGUGAAAACCAUCCGGAGCUGUAUGUACAAGACCUUACCAGAGAAUGCGCAUGUGGCAUCUACAGGACGCUUGGGCAUCUCGCUGACAAGAGUCUCUGAUGGCGCAAAUGUUAUACUGUCAGAGUUUCAUAGUAAAGAAGAGCUUAUCCAGGCCUGUGUUUGCAGUACUUUUAUUCCUGUGUAUUGUGGUCUGAUCCCUCCAAGCCUACGUGGAGUGAGGUAUGUUGAUGGAGGGAUUUCGGAUAACUUACCACAAUAUGAGCUGAAGAACACGAUCACUGUGUCUCCGUUCUCGGGUGAGAGUGACAUCUGCCCCAGGGACAGCUCCACAAACAUCCAUGAGCUGAGAGUCACCAACACCAGCAUCCAGUUCAACCUUCGCAACCUCUACCGCCUCUCAAAGGCCUUGUUCCCUCCAGAGCCUCUGGUGCUGCGAGAGAUGUGCAAACAGGGCUACCGGGACGCACUGCGGUUCCUGAAGAAGAAUGGUCUUUUUAAUCAGCCAAAGCCUACAGGUCCACUACUUGCCAUCAAAAACUCUGCAGGGGAGGAGGGUGCAGAAGAGGAGGAAAUCAGCGCUGAGGACCAGAUGGAAGAGGACUCUGCCCUAGCUGUUGUUGAAGAUGAUAUCUUCGACCACUUGCCACCCAGAAUGAACCAAGCCCUUAUGGAGGUUUGUGCUGAGAGAGGGGGCCGGUUUACUUCGGUUUCUAAGCUGCUGCCUGUGCGUGUGGUCUCUGCCAUGAUGAUCCCAUACAUGCUGCCUUUAGAGUCUGCCAUCUCCUUCACAGUCAGGCUCCUGGAAUGGCUGCCAGAUGUCCCUGAGGACAUUAGGUGGAUGAAGGAACAGAUGAGUAAAGUCUGCAACUAUCUCAUGAAGGAAGCCAAGAAGAAGCUAGGCAACCAUCUCUCAGCCAGGCUUUACUACCACCUUGAGCUCCGAAGGACCCAGAGCCUGCCCAUCCCACUGUCCUCUGCCUGUGGUGAGGCACUGCCUCAGUGGAUGCGAAGCAACCUCUCAUUGACAGACGUUAUGAUGAAGUGGGAGGAGUACCAGCGCCAGCUCAUGCUGGGCUUGCUCUGCAUCAAUGUGAACAUGCAGGCCUCCAUAUUCCCGCAAGAAGGGCUGAAGAUGAGACCCCCAGUAGUAGGCUAUGUGCAAGAGAGCCUUCCACUCUUCUGAGUUCACUGCUGCCACCACGGGGUGGGGGGGAGGGAGCAGAGGGGUGGGCAGCAUCUGUGAUGCACCUGGCAACCUGCCACCUUGGGGCCAUUAUUACCCUGCAGAGGGGACUUCCUGUAAACGAGAAGACAGUCAGUGGAAUGAAACGUAGCUGAUUUGCCCCUUGCCUUGCUGUUAGCAUGAUCAUGUUGGCUCAUGAUAACCACUUAGAGACAUGUAUCAGCACCCAACAGGGAGGUGGCAGUGACUUCUUUUGGCCACACCGUAGCAAUUCUAGCUGGGCUUCUUUGGGAGACGUACCUGGAACUGCUGGGUUUUUUCUUUCAAGUAGUUUAGGGACCUAGUUGGUGUUCUAGAAUGUUUUUGUUUGCUUGUUUUAAUUGACUGAUUUUAAUUAUUUAAAACCCAUUUGAUGUCCUUUGGCCCUUCGCUGUGUUAGCAAAAGGUAGAGCAGCCUGCAGUGCCAAACGAGCCAUCUGGUUAGCCUGGAGCCUACCCCUCAGGUCUCCUUUUUUUUGGAGCCAAAGUUCUUUUUACCUCUGUCCAUGCUCCUUAUCCCCUCUUGAAGCCAACUCCAGUCUUGUUGCUAUCAGUACAGAUUUCACUGGAACUGGAGAAUUGCAGGAGUCAACCUGACACUCAUGGUUACUCCAGGCUUCCUUAAUUUCUUCUCCUCUGUCUCUCUCUUGUUUCCAUCUCUUAAGGGGUCUAUGUCAAGCCUAGCUUUUGGAGGCCUGACGUCUAUCUAUAUAGUGCUAACACUAGCUGGGAUGCUUCCCUUCCCUCUUCCCCCUCCUUCUCCCUGUCCCCAAGAAGUUGGAUAACAACUUCAGAGUUUGUUUUCAAAGUCAUUUUGUGGGAUUUAGAUGCCCAGUUUCCACUAAUUUUGAAUUGAAAUAAUUUUGAAAAAUUCCCACCUUGCUUCCCAGUGUGGGCUCAACAGAUGCCGGGGGGGAGGGGGAAAGGAUAUGAAGGGCUUGUAAGGUGGCAGAAAGUGAGAUUGCAUUGUGCAUGCUUCCAGGUGGUUUGUGGUGGGAUGGUGCAGCAGGUUCCCAGCAGAUGGGUAUCUGAGUUGAGAGGGGGCCAGGUUCAGGUUUCAACUCCAAGGGACCAUGGAGUUAGGGAACUUUGAAACCAAACUUAGUGCUGGUGCAACAGAACGGAACUUGACUGAAGUCAGUGUCCAUGUUGGUGAUGAACAUGGACCAUAGCAGUGAGGUAGACAGCACUCCACCUUUACAGGUGUGACCUGCUUGCUUUACAUGUUGACUGAUGAUGGUGGUGUCAUGAUGGAUAGCUAGGAAGAACGAGCAGGAGGAAUGAGGAAGCUGUGGAGCGAAGCAAGUGCCUUCAUACAGCCUACUGCCUAUUUUGUUACUUAAGACGAGUCAGUGGGAUUAUACUGGGGCUGAACUCUGCUCGCUGUUUCACUUGCCUUUUCAUUGGUGCUCACUUGAAAUGUCUAUCCCAAGGUAACCCAUUAACCUUAUGCUGCUUGUGUGCUUACAGCUAAGCUAUUUGGCACAUUCUCCCUGAGAUGCCUGUCUAGUUUAAACAUUGACUAGCUUUGUAAAUGCAAAAUGGCCUCAUUUUUUUUUUUCCCUAAGGCUGAGGGAUGACUUCUGGUGGGAACUGCACAUACCACAAGCCAAAAUCCCUCAUCUUCUGACCAUCUGUGAUGCACAAACCUUCCAGAUGGCUUUAUCUUCACAAUGCAUCUGGCUGUGCACGGCUUUUUUCUACCUGUCCUAGCGCAAACAAUCUUCAGUAGGCCAAAGCAAAUGCAUGUGUUCUUUGCAGGGGAACAGAAUGGGGAAGUCUCAAGUUUUAUAUUUAAAUAUAUACCCAGAAUCAUGACCUUUUUUGUAAAAGGUCCUCGAAUGUCACUGUUUAUAACUCUGGUGGCACGCGCUAAGUAAAUAACUGAGAGCUUGGAGAAGGAGAGGACAUAGUCCAACAGAUCACAUGUGUUCUGGACACUUUAAGAAAUGGUAGUUUACUUUCAAAAGGUGAAGGGGUUUUCUUUUUGGCUUUUUUUUUUUAGCGGCAGUGGCCUCUACACUUGAGGUGGGUGUGAGUUUGAUUCAAAUGAAGAGCAUUCCUAGGAAUGACCUACAUUCCUACAAUUUCUGGCAGGAAAUGGUCAGGUGCUUGACUACUUGUCACAGAACUCAUUCUGUAGUAACCAGAUGACUGUGGGGAGCCUUGGCAGUAAGGGCCUGGUGGUGGUUGAUCUGUCUGUUCCCACAAGACUUUGGUAUGGAAACAAGCUUAUGUGACUUGGAACGUCAUUUUGCCAGUCUUGAAUUUGACACUAUGUACAGAACAGAAGUGCCUGAAGAAUUGAUUAAAUGAACUUGGUGUUUCUCU